Messenger RNA from Miscanthus lutarioriparius, 3108 nucleotides. Lineage: Eukaryota; Viridiplantae; Streptophyta; Magnoliopsida; Poales; Poaceae. The record is from the annotation of a GenBank genome assembly.
AUGGCGGCGCCGCCGAGGGCGUGGAAGGCGGAGUACGCCAAGUCCGGGCGGGCGUCGUGCAAGUCGUGCAAGUCCCCCAUCGCCAAGGACCAGCUCCGUCUCGGCAAGAUGGUUCAGGCGUCACAGUUCGACGGCUUCAUGCCCAUGUGGAACCAUGCCAGGUGCAUCUUCAGUAAGAAGAACCAGAUAAAAUCCGUCGAUGAUGUUGAAGGAAUAGAUGCACUUAGAUGGGAUGAUCAAGAGAAGAUAAGAAACUAUGUUGGGAGUGCCUCAGUUGCUACAAGUUCCACAGCUGCUGCUCCUGAUAAAUGUACUAUUGAGAUUGCUCCAUCUGCCCGUACUUCAUGUAGACGAUGCAGUGAAAAGAUUGCAAAAGGAUCAGUCCGUCUUUCAGCUAAGCUUGAGAGUCAAGGUUCCAAGGGUAUACCAUGGUAUCAUGCCAACUGCUUCUUUGAGGUAUCCCCAUCUGCAACUGUUGAGAAGUUCUCAGGCUGGGAUACUUUGUCAGAUGAGGAUAAGAGAACCGUGCUUGAUCUUGUUAAAAAAGAUGUCGGCAACAAUGAACAAACUAAGGGUUCCAAGCGCAAGAAAGGCGAAAUUGAUAUGGAUAGCUGCAAAGCCGCCAGGUUAGAUGAAAGUACAUCUGAAGGUACAGUGCGAAACAAAGGGCAACUUGUGGACCCAUGUGGUUCCAAUACUAGUUCAGCUGAUACCCAACAAAAGCUUAAAGAGCAAAGUGACACACUUUGGAAGUUAAAGGAUGAACUUAAGAGCCAUGUAUCGGCUGCUGAAUUAAGGGAUAUGCUUGAGGCUAAUGGGCAGGAUACAUCUGGACCAGAGAGGCACCUAUUGGACCGCUGUGCUGAUGGAAUGCUAUUUGGAGCGCUGGGUCCUUGCCCAGUCUGUGCUAGUGGCCUGUACUAUUAUAAUGGUCAGUACCAAUGCAGUGGUAAUGUGUCAGAGUGGUCCAAGUGUACAUACUCUACCACAGAACCAGUCCGCGUUAAGAAGAAGUGGCAAGUUCCAGAUGGAACAAAGAAUGAUUACCUCAUGAAGUGGUUCAAGUCUCAAAAGGUUAAGAAACCAGAGAGGGUUCUUCCACCAAUGUCACCUGAGAAAUCUGGAAGUCAAGCAACUCAGAGAGCUUCGUUGCUGUCUUCUAAAGGGUUGGAUAAAUUAAGGUUUUCUGUUGUAGGACAAUCAAAAGAAGUGGCAAAUGAAUGGAUUGAGAAGCUCAAACUUGCUGGUGCCAACUUUUAUGCCAGGGUUGUCAAAGAUAUUGAUUGUUUAAUUUCAUGUGGUGAGCUCGACAAUGAGAAUGCUGAAGUCAGGAAAGCAAGGAGGCUGAAGAUACCAAUCGUAAGGGAGGGCUACGUUGGAGAAUGCAUUGAAAAGAAUAGAAUGCUUCCAUUUGAUUUGUAUAAACUAGAGAACACCUUAGAGUCAAAAGGUGGUACUGUCACUGUUAAAGUUAAGGGCCGAAGUGCUGUUCAUGAGUCCUCUGGUUUGCAAGAUACCGCUCAUAUUCUUGAAGAUGAGAAAAGCAUUUACAAUACAACCUUAAACAUGUCUGACCUGGCACUAGGUGUGAACAGCUACUAUAUACUCCAGGUCAUUGAAGAGGAUGAUGGGUCUGAGUGCUAUGUAUUUCGAAAGUGGGGACGGGUUGGGAGUGAAAAAAUUGGAGGGCAAAAGCUGGAGGAGAUGUCAAAAACUGAUGCAAUCAAGGAAUUCAAAAGAUUAUUUCUUGAGAAGACUGGAAACCCAUGGGAAGCUUGGGAGCGUAAAACCAAUUUCCGGAAGCAACCUGGGAGAUUUUACCCACUUGAUAUUGAUUAUGGUGUUAAACAAGCACCAAAACGGAAAGAUAUCAGUGAAAUGAAAAGUUCUCUUGCUCCUCAGUUGCUAGAACUCAUGAAGAUGCUUUUCAACGUGGAGACAUAUAGAGCUGCUAUGAUGGAAUUUGAAAUUAAUAUGUCAGAAAUGCCUCUUGGGAAGCUAAGCAAGGAAAAUAUUCAGAAAGGAUUUGAAGCAUUAACUGAGAUACAGAAUUUAUUGAAGGACACCGCUGAUCAAGCACUGGCUGUUAGAGAAAGCUUAAUUGUUGCUGCGAGCAAUCGCUUUUUCACUCUUAUUCCUUCUAUUCAUCCUCAUAUUAUACGGGAUGAGGAUGAUUUGAUGAUCAAAGCAAAAAUGCUUGAAGCUCUGCAGGAUAUUGAAAUUGCUUCAAAGCUAGUUGGCUUCGAUAGUGACAACGAUGAAUCUCUUGAUGAUAAAUAUAUGAAACUUCACUGUAACAUCACCCCACUGGCUCACGAUAGUGACGAUUACAAGCUAGUUGAGCAGUAUCUCCUCAACACACAUGCUCCUACCCACAAGGACUGGUCGCUGGAACUGGAGGAAGUUUUUUCACUCGAUCGAGAUGGAGAACUUAAUAAGUACUCAAGAUACAAAAAUAAUCUGCAUAACAAGAUGCUAUUAUGGCACGGUUCAAGGUUGACGAAUUUUGUGGGAAUUCUUAGUCAAGGACUAAGAAUUGCACCUCCUGAGGCACCUGUUUCAGGCUAUAUGUUUGGCAAAGGCCUCUACUUUGCAGAUUUAGUAAGCAAGAGCGCACAAUACUGUAAUGUGGAUAGGAAUAAUCCUGUAGGUUUGAUGCUUCUUUCUGAGGUUGCUUUAGGAGACAUGAAUGAACUAAAGAAAGCCACGUACAUGGACAAACCUCCAAGAGGGAAGCAUUCGACCAAAGGCUUAGGCAAAACUGUGCCACUGGAGUCAGAGUUUGUGAAGUGGAGGGAUGAUGUCGUCGUUCCCUGUGGCAAGCCAGUGCCAUCAUCAAUUAGGAGCUCUGAACUCAUGUACAAUGAGUACAUCGUCUACAACACAUCCCAGGUGAAGAUGCAGUUCUUGCUGAAGUAUUUUUGGCCCAAGAAGUGGAAGGUGAUUGAUCGUCUGAACCUAACUACUGCAUUCCCGAGCUGGACGUUACAAGCUUGUGUUCAAGGUAAUUGCAAAAUCAAUGCAAUGCCCAUCCCACUUCAGUUUGGAACUGAGGAGCUGCUUGAAGCUAAAGUUCCGCUGGAUCUUCAAGCAUGUUUUGAAAAUUGA